AUGGUUGAUUUGAGGAAAGUGUUCUCCGAAAGAGCAGAAGGCAUUGAAGGAUACAGAAAGAUUGAUUACCUUCGGCUAGCUCAAUGUGAAAGCGAACUUGGUGAUCCGGGCAAGGAACUCACAGAAUUACAUGCUGCUGGGGACUUUGAAUCCUUGAAGUGGAUCUAA
Sclerotinia sclerotiorum 1980 UF-70 is the source of this 168-nucleotide messenger RNA. RefSeq lists its product with no specific name. The record is from RefSeq and is a predicted model, not a curated record. Lineage: Eukaryota; Fungi; Ascomycota; Leotiomycetes; Helotiales; Sclerotiniaceae. Bases 1 to 168 code for a protein of 55 amino acids. The transcript has 3 exons.